This is a messenger RNA of Pollicipes pollicipes, 1666 nucleotides long. RefSeq names its product abscission/NoCut checkpoint regulator. The record is from RefSeq and is a predicted model, not a curated record. NCBI's taxonomy places the organism in Eukaryota, Metazoa, Arthropoda, Thecostraca, Pollicipedomorpha, Pollicipedidae. Gene Ontology annotation, biological process: mitotic cytokinesis checkpoint signaling; abscission. Gene Ontology annotation, molecular function: phosphatidylinositol-3-phosphate binding. Gene Ontology annotation, cellular component: centrosome; midbody; cleavage furrow.
AUGCCGGCAGCACGAGUGUCCGAUCUGCCGCUUGUCGUUCUGUUCAUGCCGCCUCACGAGUGUCCGAUCUGCCGCCUGUCGUUCUGUUCGCGCUGCCUGCCCGAGAAGUUGCCGGUGCCGGUGCUCGGUGGAAAGAAGCUGGCCGUCUGCAGGAAGUGCUACAAUAAUGCCACCACCAUUGAGGACGAGGCGCCGCCGCUGCUGCCGCCCGCGGCACUCGAAAGGCGUCUGGAGGAGCUGGAGAACCCGGCGCGGCCGCCUAUCACCGUCUACCGCGAGUCGUCGCGUGCUGCCUCCCUGAAGCAGGGCCUCAGUCGCCAGGACUCGGAGCUGGUGGACCGGCUCGAGGCGCUGAAGGCCGACAGGAAGGCCAAACAUGUGCCCACAGAGCGGGAGAUGGAGGAGCGGCUGUCGGCGCUGAAGGGAGAAGCUGGCGGCGCCGGACCGUCGCAGGCCUCCAACCUACCGCCCGAGGAGCACCGCUCGGCGGCCGAGCAGGAGGCGGCGCUGCUGGCGCAGACGCGCGGUGAACUGGCCAUCGCCGGCCGGUACCGGCCCGAGGAGGGCCUGCACGAGCGGCUGGCCCGGUUGCGCGGUCUCUCCACGGACGAGCCGGCCGAGCGCGACCAGCCGCCCGAGCUGCCGCCCAGCACCGACGGCCAGACGGCCGACGAGCUGAUGACGGUCGUCAGCCGCGAACUUAACACCGAGGUCGAGCGCGCCGACCGGCUGGCGCAGAAGGUCGCCGACAUUCACCAUAGACUGGAGGAGGUGAAAGGAGCGGCGCACGGGCCUGGCCGGGGCGCGUCGCCGCCGCCGCCGACGCCGCCGGACACCGCCGACCCGUCCGAAGAGGAGGAGGUGCAGAGGCUGAUACAGCAGAUACAGGAGAGGGCAAAACUGGAGGAAAAGGAGAUGGAGGAGGAGCUCGAGUCGAUCUCUUCAGUGGACGACGAGGAGCUGCCCUGGUGCUGUAUCUGUAACGCGGACGCCACCGUGCGGUGCGGGGGCUGCUCGGGCGAUCUCUACUGCCGUGCCUGCUUCCGCGAGGGACACAACGCCGAGCUUCGCGACCACGAGCACGAGCCGUUCCCGGCGCCCAAGUAGCACCCACGCGGCCUUGUCGUGUCUCCUCAUCAUAAUUGGUGUCAGAGUGCUGUGCUCAGGCACUCGGGCAGUGUCAGCAGGUCUGCAGUUCGGCCUGAAGUGUGCCGCGCCGUGCCGCAGCGGCCGGGGUUCAUCGCUGGACGAUGAGAUGCGGGGGCGGCAGGAGUCGGCCUCCGGACCACGUCGGCUCUUGGUCUAGAGGCCGACGAGUGGUCGAGUCGCGCCGCCCGGGGGUGGCAACGCCGCGGCAGCUGAAGGUGGUGUUGAAGAUGAAUAUGGAAGAAGGCGCUGAAUGUGUGGUUCGCACCGGCUACGAGGACGCCUAAUGAGCUAUCUGCGAGACACACUGCCGGCGCCGUGGUCGGCGUUCCUGGGCGGCUGCGGCUGGGCCGUGGGUGGCUGCAGCAUUGCUGUGUGUCCGGUCAGUUAGGAUGUAGUCACGACAUCCAGGGCUGGCAGGCCGGUAUGCCGGUGAAAAGCUAACGUGCUGCUGUUGAGCUGUCACCAUGGGCUUUGUCUUGCAAUUAUAUAUAUACAUACACCAAAUAUACACGUGAUA